UGUCGAGGGAGGAGACGCAUCCCAAAACCCCUCCAGUGAGCGUGCAGCUGGGAGGCGUCAUUUUGCACACAUACAUACUUUGUAAUUAGUCCUCUCCCUCAUUCAACAUCCUGUGCAGGCCGUGACCCCUCCACACAAACAAGGGUGCUUCAGGGCCAGCGGCCCAAUGUUAAUCUUUUCCCGCUCCCACAACCAUCCACAUUUUCCUCGGGAUUCUGUGCUGUAAAUUCACGAAGACCGUCAGGCAAUUUUCAGGAUUCUCUUGAUUCAUCCUGCAGCCAAAAAAGAUGGAGUAUGUAUCGGCGAUGGGACUGAUGCUUCUCUCGGCGUUAAGUCUGGACCUGCUGCAAGUCAACGGCUUGGGAGCCAUUGGAGAGACCACAGAGAAACAUCCCCCAAGCUCCUCGGACGUCAAAGCAGGGCGUUGUUCUUACACGUUCAUCGUUCCCCAGCAGAAACUGUCCGGAGCGUUGUGCUUGGACGCGAAGGCCGCCGGCAGCGCCGCCAACCAGUCAGAGGUGGCCGCGCUGCGGUCGGAGCUGAAGCGCCAGCAGGACCAGCUGGGGAGCCUGCAGACCCUCCUGGAUCAGGAGGGCGGCUUCGCGGCGGAGAUGAGAAUCCUGCGCAAGGAGAGCAGCGGCAUGAACUCCCGCAUCGCCCAGCUGUACAGCCAGCUGCUGCAGGAGGUCAUCCACAAAAAGGACCAAACGUUGGAGCAGCGCAGGGUGGAGAACCUCCUGCUCAACGCGACAACGCACGCGCUCCAGGUGUCCAGCAACUUCGGGGAACUGGAGAAAAAGUAUGGAGCGCUCACGUCGAUGAUGAGCUCCCAAAGUCAACUGAUUGCACGGCUGGAAAAGCAAUGCCAAUGUAAGGAGGCCUCCCAGUCCGACCCGGUGCAGACGGACCUGCCAAAAAGCCGCUCCGCCGCUCUACUUAACGACACCUCUGAAAUCAGCAACAAUCUUCAAAGGGACCAUAAUGCACUGCAGCAAGACAACCCUUUGGGGUUGAGUCUGAUUCCCAGCACCACCGCCAGUCCGUUGACGGUCCAGCCCGUCAUUUACGUCCCUGUCACCAAGAGCCCAGGGCCGUGGCGGGACUGCCGACACGUGCUGGAAUCCGGCGAGACGACCAGCGGCAUCUACCUGCUGCGCCUCCAGAGCGCCAACCGACUUCUGCAGGCCUGGUGCGAACAAACUCAAGCUCAGGGGGGCUGGACGGUCAUCCAGAGGAGGCAGGACGGUUCCGUCAAUUUCUUCAGGACUUGGGAGCAGUACAAGCAAGGCUUUGGGAACCUGGAUGGCGAGUACUGGCUGGGGCUGGAACACCUCUACUGGCUGGCCAGACAGAGCAAAUACAAGCUGCGCGUGGUCCUGGAUGACUGGCAGGGCCGGCAGGUGUUCGCGGAGUACGACAGCUUCCGGCUGGAGCCGGAGAGCGACGGGUACCGACUGCGGUUGGGGCAGUACAGCGGCAACGCGGGCGACUCGCUGUCGUGGCACAACAACAAGGCCUUCACCACUCUGGAUCGCGACAGAGACGGCUACACAGGUAACUGCGCCCACUACCAGAAAGGAGGCUGGUGGUAUCACAUGUGCGCCCACUCCAACCUGAACGGCGUCUGGUACCGGGGCGGGCACUAUCGCAGCCGUUAUCAGGACGGCGUCUACUGGGCGGAGUUCCACGGAGGCUCCUACUCGCUCAAGCGGGUCCUCAUGAUGGUCAAGCCCUUGUAGUGUGUUUGCGCGUCCGUCCGUGCCUUGUACGCCGUUGCGCGACCUUUGCUGCUUUCGAGGUCCUCCGGUCACAUUCACCAAUAACUUCAUGUCAUGACCGUGCGUUGUAUUUUUGUUUUCGG
Syngnathoides biaculeatus (alligator pipefish) is the source of this 1861-nucleotide messenger RNA. It is a transcript of the gene angptl6, whose product is annotated as angiopoietin-like 6. The coding region runs from base 288 to 1739 and encodes 483 amino acids. NCBI's taxonomy places the organism in Eukaryota, Metazoa, Chordata, Actinopteri, Syngnathiformes, Syngnathidae. The record is from RefSeq and is a predicted model, not a curated record. The transcript is spliced from 7 exons.